AGAGGGCCUUUUGCUCACCAGCAGAGCGACCAAGAACGAACUCGGCGUCGGCGCGGACUCUGCUCUCCAAUCUCCCUCGAAUCUCACUACCCCCUCUCUCCCGAGCUCCCCGCCAAAUCCGCCGCCUCCACCUUCCUCACUCGCGGCGGGGCGGCAAGCUGCCACGGGCCCCGCGCGGCGCGCCGUCCGGCAAUGGGGGCCACCGCCUGCGACGCCGCCGUCGAGGAGCUCGCUCGCCUCCUGGACCAAGUGGAGGCGCCGCUGAAGGAGACGUUUCAGAAUGUGCACCAGGACUAUCCAACAGAAACACUAUUGCGCUUCCUCAAAGCUAGAGAAUGGCAUGUUUCCAAGGCUCGUGAUAUGCUUUUAGAUUCUUUGAAUUGGAGGAUUCAAAAUGAAAUUGAUAGUAUACUGGAGAAACCUAUAGUUCCAGUAGAUUUAUAUAGAUCAAUACGCGAGACACAGCUUGUUGGAUUGUCAGGAUACUCAAAGGAGGGCAUCCCAGUAUUUGCCAUUGGUGUUGGACUGAGCACAUAUGACAAAGCUUCGGUCCAUUACUAUGUGCAAUCUCAUAUUCAAAUCAACGAGUAUCGUGAUCGUAUUAUUUUGCCUAUGGCGUCGAAGAAGUUUGGGCGGCCUAUUAGCACCUGUAUAAAGGUUCUAGAUAUGACUGGUUUGAAAUUGUCAGCACUCAACCAAAUGAAGAUUUUGACUGCAAUAUCUACUGUUGAUGAUCUGAAUUACCCUGAAAAGACCGAGACCUAUUAUAUAGUUAAUGCUCCAUAUAUAUUCUCAGCAUGUUGGAAGGUUGUGAAACCUCUCUUGCAAGAGAGGACAAGAAAGAAGGUCCAUGUUUUGCAUGGUUGUGGGCGGGAAGAACUUCUAAAGAUUAUGGACCACUCUUCCCUUCCCCAUUUUUGUCAGCGGGAAGGCUCAAGAUCAUCUAAAAAUUCAUCAAAUGACAUCGGCAAUUGCUUCUCUCUUGACCAUCCUUUCCACCAAGAACUCUACCACUACAUUGAGGAGCAAGCAUUGAACCAGGAGCUCAACAAGCAGGGCUCCUUACAUGUGAACAUACCUGACCAAGACCCUGAGGACGCCAAGAUUGUCGAAGUCAUCGAGGCCGAGUUCCAAAAGCUCGGUGAGCAGAAUGGUUCUGUCAAUGGCGAUCACAAAGAAUAGUGCUGUGCCUGUGGAAGAUGAUCAGCCACUUAGCCAUGACUUAACUGCAACACAUUGGUGGUCGCUUCUGACAAUUCUUUUGCGACUGUCGCUACCCUGGUGUUUUCUUGGGGUUUAUAGGUGAUAUGUAGCACAUACUUGCAGCUGCAUGAUGCAAGUCUGAGGAAAGAACUUAUCACGGUAUGCUAGUCAAAACUUGCAAUGCAUUAUCAUAUAUUUGUACAUGCAGAUGUUAAUCUGCUACAGAGGAAAUCAUAUCUGAAUCCUGAAAUCAUCUUCAGAAAAGUGUAUUCAAUACUCAUGUCAGAAAUAACGAUGCAUUUUGAUCCUGUCAA
This is a messenger RNA of Oryza brachyantha (malo sina), 1517 nucleotides long. Its product is annotated as phosphatidylinositol/phosphatidylcholine transfer protein SFH2-like. Lineage: Eukaryota; Viridiplantae; Streptophyta; Magnoliopsida; Poales; Poaceae. Bases 193 to 1182 code for a protein of 329 amino acids. The transcript is spliced from 11 exons. The record is from RefSeq and is a predicted model, not a curated record.